Dicentrarchus labrax (European seabass) is the source of this 2199-nucleotide messenger RNA. RefSeq lists its product as uncharacterized. NCBI's taxonomy places the organism in Eukaryota, Metazoa, Chordata, Actinopteri, Moronidae. The record is from RefSeq and is a predicted model, not a curated record. Bases 68 to 1846 code for a protein of 592 amino acids. Gene Ontology annotation, molecular function: GTP binding. The transcript is spliced from 4 exons.
CUGACUUUUCUUUCUUCCAGAGAAAUAAUAAACUGGUCCAUCCUGAAGCUGCUGUGAAGCUGUUAACAUGGCAAGACAGACUUCAGGUCGGAAGAGGAGGUUCCGUGAGGAGGAAGAGGAGGACAGUGUAGACUCAGGAUUCAGCUCUCUGUCUACACAGAGUGACCAGUCCAUAGGGGAACCUCCAUUCUUCAGACUGACUUCAGGCCGGAAGAGGAGGUUUCUUGAGGAGGAAGAGGAGGACAGAGCAGACUCUUCAAUAUCCAAAGGGGAACCUCCAUUCUUCAGUAAUGAACCCUCAGACACAGAGAACAGCUCGUCCAAAUAUAAUGACAUCAUCUCUGAAAGUGUUCUGAUCCAAUCAGGAUCUCCCGCUGUCUACCAGCUGAAACCAAAGAAAGAGAAGAUUGGAACUCUAACAAGAAUGACUCUUGGUGAAAAAAAUCUGAACAAGACAAACAGAACCAUUUUACUUGUUGGUGAAACAGGAGCAGGAAAAUCUACUCUGAUCAACGCUCUGGUCAACUACACCAUGGGAGUGAAGUGGGAGGACAAUGUCUGGUUUCAGAUCGUAGAGGACGAGCAGAGAAGGCAGUCAGAGAGUCAGACAUCAGAUGUGAUCGUUUAUCAGAUCUUUGGUUUUGAAGAUGAAACUCUGCCCUACUCUCUGACCAUCAUCGAUACUCCUGGAUACGGAGAUACCAGAGGGAUUGAACAAGAUGAAACAGUCAGACAAAGAUUAUUCGACUUGUUCCGCUCAGAGGACGGAGUCCAUGAGAUCAAUGCAGUGGGUCUGGUGCUGAAAGCAACUGAGAAUCAACUCAGUGACAGAGUGAGGUACAUCUUUGAUUCAGUGAUGUCUCUGUUUGGAAAAAACAUGGAGAAGAACAUUGUUGCCCUCAUCACUCACUCAGAUGGUCUGACACCUGAAAGUGCUCUAAAAGCUCUAGAAGAUGCAAACAUUAAAUGUGCCAAGAACGAGGAGAAUGAGUCGGUUUAUUUCCUGUUCAACAACCACCAGAACAAACAGAAAACAAAGAGAAUCACAGCUGCUUUAAAAAGUGCAUGGAGCUUAACAACAGUAGGUAUGAGUCAAUUCACUGACUUCCUGAAAGAAACUGAACCUCAGAAGCUGAUGACAACUGUUGAAGUGUUGAAUUCACGAAUCAGACUCAAAGCCUGCAUCCAAAACCUGAAAGAGAGAGUUGAGUUUAUUGAAGUAAAACAGAAAGAAAUCCAACAGACUGAGGAAGCUCUGAAGAAAUAUGAACAAGAGAUGAAGAACAAUGAGAAGUUCACUGUAGAAGUUGAUGAGGUCUACAAAAAUAAACAAUCUAUUGAUGGUGGGGGGUGGUUGUUUUAUGAAGGAGCUGUCUGCUGUAAAGUCUGUGAAGAGAACUGUCACUAUCCUGGAUGUACAAUGACCUGGAGUCCAGCACGCUGUGUGGUCAUGAUAGAUGGCCGCUGCACUUCAUGUACCAAGAAGUGUCCUGUAUCAGCUCAUGUGAAAGAAAAGUGGAUCUAUGUGAACAAGACAAGAAAAGUUCAGAAGAUCUUAGAAGAAGUGAAAGAGAAGUAUGAAAAGAACAAGACAGAAAGUGAGAGCAGGUUGAGCAUUUUGGGAAAUCUAAAGAAGAAAACAGAAGAACUUCAGAAAGAUAAAGAUCAGUGGUUGGAAGAGUCCUUCCAGCAUGUUCUCACACUGGAGCAGAUCGCCCUGAAUACUGAUUCACUGUCCACUCUUGUCCACUUGGACUUCCUGAUUGAGAAGAUGAAGGAGAAAGGAGACACAGAGAAGGUCCAGAAACUGGAAGAGAUGAAAAGACGAGUGGAUAAAGAUAAAUGAGUCCGGGCAGCGUUGAGUUACGGGUUCAGUAAACUAACAGCAUCUGGUAAAGAGCUGAUGAAGUAAGUUCCAGCGUCAUUGUGAGCUCUCAGUAUCAACGACUGGGACAUAGCUAACAGUUCUGCCUUUACAUGGAGUGAGGACGCCCCCUGGUGGUUAAUGUGGGGUACAACAGCUCCCUCCCAAUAACACGUGCAGUGAACUCAUGAACAUCCUGUUGUUGGCUCCAGUUAAUGUGUGUUAUCUCAAAGUGCUCCAAGAACUGAGGACAGACUGCCUCUCCUCACUCACAUCUGUGUAAUGCUGAUGAUGGCUCUCGCUUGCAACCAAUAAAGAUCCACUGAGAAUCUGAA